AUGGAUAUCAAGAUUUUGUAUAUUCCAUGCUUAAUCUUCACCACAUUCUUCUUCAUUGCAAAUUCCAACGAUAAUUUUGAACAAAACCAAGAGCAAAAAUCUUUACUUUCCUUCAGAAACUCACUUCUAAAUUCAAACAAAAACAACAUUUUACCAACAUGGCACAACACAAAUGUUAUCACUUCACAUUGUCAGUUUGAAGGUGUUUUUUGUGACAAAAAUAAUCUUGUUUUUGAAAUAAAUCUUUCACAUUAUUUACUAAAAGGCACACUUCAUGACUCCAUAUUCUCACUUUCUAACCUCAUUGUUCUUGAUCUUUCUUUCAACCAAUUUUCCGGCAAGCUUCCCCGGGAAAUAUUCCAUCUUCGUCAACUCCAUGUACUAAACUUGGGCCAAAACCAGUUUUCCGGCGAAAUACCGCCGGAAAUUGGUAACUUGCUGGAGCUCCGGUCACUUAAUCUUGGACCAAAUUUUUUUAAUGGGCAUAUUCCAGAAAAUAUUGGUGAUUUGUUAAACCUUGAGUCUCUGGAUUUAUCUACAAACUUGCUCUCCGGGAAAAUUCCGCCGGAGAUCGGAAAUCUUGAAAAGCUCCGGUCACUUGGGCUAAGUAAUAAUAUUCUUUCUGGGUCUUUACCAAAUAGCAUUUUUAAAAAGCUUGUAAAUUUAGUGUUUUUAGAUGUUUCUAAUAAUACCCUUUCCGGCGAACUUCCGCCGGAGAUCGGAAUGUUGUCAAAUCUUAGUGACCUUUACAUUUCUCAUAACAAGUUUUCUGGUGAAAUUCCGUCGGAAAUUGGGGAUCUUGAAAAGUUGGGAAAUUUUUAUGCUGCUUGGUGUUAUAUUAAAGGCCCAUUACCAAAAAGUAUUUCAAAGCUAAAAUCUUUAACAAGACUUGAUCUUUCUUAUAAUCCGUUAAAUUGUCAAAUUCCAAAAGAAAUUGGAAUGUUGAAAAGUUUAACACUUUUGAACCUUGAGAAUUGUGGGCUAAAUGGGCCAAUUCCGAAAGAGGUUGGGAAUUGUUUGAAUUUAAAGACAUUGUUUCUUUCGUUUAAUUCGUUAUCUGGGUCGUUGCCAGAAGAGCUUUCCUGGCUCCCAAUGGUGUCGUUUUCGGCUAAUAAUAACGAGCUUUCAGGCCCGUUGCCGACCUGGGUUGGAAAGUGGGAUCAGGUUAAUUCGGUAUUGUUGUCGGGUAAUAGGUUUACGGGUCGGAUACCUAAAGAGUUUGGGAAUUGUUCAUUGCUUACUGCUGUUGGUUUAAGGAAUAAUUUGUUAACAGGGUCUAUCCCUAAAGAAAUAUGCAAUGCUGUUUCCUUGACUGAUAUUGACCUCAAGAGUAAUAUGCUUUCGGGUUCGAUUGGUGAUACGUUUAUGGGUUGUGGCAAUGUUUCUCAGUUAAUAUUGUCAGAUAACCGGAUUGUUGGGCCCAUACCGGGUUAUUUAUCCGGGCUCCCUUUGAUGGUUCUUGACCUUGAUUCUAAUAACUUGACUGGUUCCAUUCCGGUUAGCCUAUGGAGUUCAAUGAACCUGAUGGAAUUCUCUGCUUCAAAUAACAUGUUAGAGGGUAAUCUGGUUUCAGACAUUGGAAAGUCUGUAAUGUUGGAAAGCUUGAUGCUUAGCAACAAUCUAUUAACUGGAGAAAUCCCGAAAGAGAUUGGAAAACUCGGGUCACUUAAAGUUCUCGACUUGAAUUCUAAUCAAUUCAGUGGUUCCAUUCCUGUUGAACUUGGCAGCUGCAUUUCACUCACCACAUUAGACCUUGGUAAUAACAGGUUUAAUGGGUCCAUUCCUGAGGAAAUAUCUGGUUUACCCCAACUGCAAUGCUUGGUUCUUUCUAAUAAUGAGUUAUCCGGGUCGAUUCCGUCAUCAAGAAAGUCAAAGUAUUUCCAGCAAGCUAGCAUUCCAGAUUCAAGUUAUGUUCAGCACCAUGGGCUGUAUGAUCUUUCCAAUAAUCAGUUGACGGGUUUGAUUCCCGACGAGCUAGGAAAUUGUUUGGUUGUGGUGGAUCUUUUGCUCAAUGGAAACAUGCUUUACGGGGAUAUCCCGAAAUCUUUGGCUAGGUUAACCAACCUUACCACUUUGGAUUUAUCGGAAAAUCUGUUCUCAGGCAGUAUACCAGCGGAAUUAGGCAGUUCUUUGAAGCUUCAAGGAUUGUAUAUGGGGAAUAACAACCUCACUGGUGCCAUGCCAGACAAGCUUGGUGACCUCAAUGGUUUAGUCAAGCUUAAUCUGACUGGGAAUAAGCUUUCAGGCUCCAUACCUGGCACAUUUGGGGGUUUAAACGGGUUGACCCAUUUGGACUUGAGCAAUAACCAGCUGGAUGGCGAACUACCGUCUACCCUUCGAAAGAUGGCAAGUCUAGUUGGGUUUUUCAUUCAGCAAAACAAGAUUUCGGGUCAAAUAAAUGAGUUGUUUACAGAUUCAGUAGCAUGGCGGAUUGAGAUAUUGAAUCUGAGUACUAACUCGUUUACUGGUGCAUUGCCUCGAUCAUUAGGCAAUAUGUCAUUCCUGACUUCGUUGGAUAUCCAUGGGAAUGAGUUUACAGGGGAGAUUCCUUCUGAACUCGGGAAUCUAAUGGAGCUUGAGUACUUGGAUUUUUCAAAAAACAAGCUCUCAGGACGGAUACCCUCCAAAUUAUGCAGCAUUUUGAGUUUAAACUAUGUAAAUUUGGAGGGAAAUGGGCUAGAAGGCCCAGUUCCGAAGAACGGAAUCUGCAGCAACAUGUCAAGAAUUGCUUUAUCUGGGAAUAAAGAUUUGUGUGGCGGGAUCCUUGGGAUGGAAUGCCCUGUUCAAAGAUUUGAAAACAGAUCGAUAAUGAACAUUUGGGUACUGGCUUCAAUCGUGAUUGUGUCUCUAUUAGUCACGCUCUUUGCUAUUUCAAAAAUAUGGCUCAACAGAAUCAAGAAAAAAAACGAAUGUGAAGAUAACGCCGAUAGCAAGUUAAACAACAGCUCACUAGAUCAAAAUCUGUAUUUACUGAAUAGCAGCAGGUCAAAAGAACCAUUAAGCAUCAACAUUGCCAUGUUUGAACAACCCCUUUUGAAGUUGACUCUAGUUGACAUUCUAGAAGCCACAAAUAAUUUCUGUAAAUCCAACAUCGUUGGAGAUGGUGGAUUUGGAACCGUUUACAAAGCUCAAUUGCCAGAUGGCAAGAUUGUGGCAGUCAAGAAGUUGAACAAAACAAAAACACAGGGUCCACGAGAGUUCUUGGCAGAAAUGGAGACACUGGGCAAAGUUAAACAUCCAAAUCUUGUAUCCUUACUUGGUUAUUGCUCGUUUGGUGAUGAGAAACUGCUUGUUUAUGAGUAUAUGGUCAAUGGGAGUUUGGAUCUUUGGUUAAGAAACCGAACAGAGACCACAGGUUUGGGAAUCUUGGGUUGGACCAAACGGUUCAAGAUAGCAGUGGGUGCAGCUCGUGGGUUAGCCUUUCUUCACCAUGGGUUCAUUCCACAUAUUAUUCACAGAGAUAUUAAGGCGAGUAAUAUCCUACUUGAUGAAGAUUUUGAACCAAAGGUAGCUGACUUUGGGCUUGCCCGGUUAAUAAGUGCAUGCGAGACACAUGUGAGCACUGAUUUAGCCGGGACCUUUGGUUACAUUCCACCCGAAUAUAGUCAAAGCUGGCGAUCAACAACGAGGGGCGAUGUUUACAGCUAUGGUGUCAUCCUUCUUGAGUUAGCGACUGGAAAAGAGCCAACAGGGCCUGAGUUUAAAGACAUUGAAGGUGGGAAUCUAGCAGGUUGGGUUUGUCAAAAGAUUAAGAAAGGUCGGAUUGUUGACGUGCUGGAUCCAACGAUCGUGAAUGCGGAUUCAAAACAGGCAAUGAUAAAAACUGUUCAGAUUGCUGCCAUUUGCCUCUCAGAAAACCCUGCAAGUCGGCCUACCAUGCUUCAUGUUCUUAAGUUCUUGAAAGCAAUAAAAAACGAAUUCUUGUGAUGCUCUUCUUAGGAGUAACAAUGUAAAGAAGAGUAAAGAGUUGUAUAAUUAGGCUAUGCCAUUAAGUUGUAUGUUUUUUUUUUAAGCUUACCCAGAAGAUUAAUGAGAUUAAUGUUUCACUAAUUGUCUUAUAGUAGAACGUUAAACAUGUAACUUGUGUUUGUAAGGUGUACUUAUAUACUCGUAACAAU
Erigeron canadensis is the source of this 4118-nucleotide messenger RNA. Its product is annotated as leucine-rich repeat receptor protein kinase EMS1-like. Gene Ontology annotation, biological process: protein phosphorylation. Gene Ontology annotation, molecular function: ATP binding; protein binding; protein kinase activity. The coding region runs from base 1 to 3927 and encodes 1308 amino acids. NCBI's taxonomy places the organism in Eukaryota, Viridiplantae, Streptophyta, Magnoliopsida, Asterales, Asteraceae. The record is from RefSeq and is a predicted model, not a curated record. The transcript has a single exon.